ACGACGAGACCCGCGUGGGGGAAGAGAGCAGCCUGCGCGUGCCCGGCGACGGCUACUUCGUGGACGCCUUUCGGUGGGCGCAGUGGCUCUUUUUCCCCUACUAUAAUCUCGCCAGUUGCCCGCCCCAGAUGCUCAUCGUUCCCGAGGACCCCCAGCCCUCGCGGUACCAGCAGGCGCCCUUGCGCUGCGCCGACAAAACGCGGCUCCUCUCCUCCAGCCGGCUCAGCCUGCCCGGGGGCCGCGCCCUCUGGGUCGGGGUCUUCAGCUCCGGCGAGGCGCUCCGAACGCCCACCUCCUCCGCCCUCUGCCUCUUUGACCUGCGCCAGGUGCUCGACCGCUCCCAAGGCUGCCGGCGCGGCUUCCCCGGAACCCUCGAGUGUUGCAACACAACACAACCAGUUAACUCACCUUUUCUGAAUCACUCUGAUUUGGUAUCAGUUUAUGCCACUGUGAUUUUGAAAACACCAGUUUUGUUUUUGAGAACAGGAAAUGGACAGUUACUGAAGGUUACCCUUGAUGAGAAAAUGAGGCCAAGUUGCCCAGACAUUUUAUAUGAAAUUGAAGAAGAAACAUCCAUUUUCAAUAAACUUGAAUUUGACCCUCUGGAUAAGAACUUCAUCUAUCUAUCAUCUAAUGAACAGCUCUGGAGAGUACAAGUUGCAAACUGCAGUAAGUAUGUUUCCUGUAAAGAGUGUUUAUCUGCAAUGGACCCAUACUGUGGAUGGUGUCAUUUGAACAAAAGGUGCACUUUAAAAGAAGAAUGUCCAGCUAACUUAAAGAACUGGGUAGACAUUUCUGAAGGAGCUGAUAAAUGCCUGAAAAUCUAUAUAUCUGGUACUUACAGAGGUGUGAUUACUGUGACUUCAGUGGGAAAUUUUUCAGACCUUUCUAAAAGAGAUUCCAGUUGCAAGGUGGUUAAUGCACAGACAGACAAAACUCUUUGUGAAAAUAAGAGUCAAGAUACUAGAAGUUGUUCCUGUUCUCUGCACUCUGAAGCUGUAACUGACAAAGUUCAAGUAUUACUCAUUUCUGGCUCUCAGAAUUUAUCAGAAGUUUUUGAAUUUAACCACUGCUCUUUAGAGAAAACAUGCUUAGAAUGUGGAAGCUCUGGCUGCACUUGGAAUGCAAGAGAACAAAUAUGUGUCUCCUCUGAUGUGACCUGCAAACAAAAGAUUGAUUGUGCCAUGCUUAUCAAUGCUUCAGACAAGAAAUAUAUCGCACAAAGUUUAAAGCCUAUGAACAUUACUCCCUUUGGACCCAUGUGGAUAUCAACAUUAGGCAAAAGUGAAUUAUUGAUCAAAGGAGAAAAUUUCACAGCAUCAAAUAUUGUGAUGGAGAUAAGUGGUACUAGUAGCUGCAAACCAGAUACCAUACCUGUCACUGAAGUACUAAACGACUCACUUGUGAAAUUCUGUGUACCUCCAAGUCACAAAGAAACCAAGAGUAUAUGUAUAAAGGCAGAUGGAUUUAAAUGUUCGCUUCCUGUGCCAGUAUACUAUGUCUCUCUCCCAGUAUGUUCUAGGGUCUUUCCAGAUAUCUCCUGGUUAAGUGGAGGUCGCAAUAUAACCAUAUUUGGAAAUAAUCUAAAUGUGACAGAUAGGGUGAUUAUUUCAGAUAAACACGGACAAAUUUUGCAUAAUUUUUCAUGUUCCACAGGUAAUACUACGUGUCAUUUUCAGUCUCCAGAGUUUGCAUCUAAGGAAGAGCCUAAAUUAACUUAUCUUAAACUAGAAAUAGAGAAGAAACGUAUAGACUGCUGUACUUUAAAGUAUGAUCUUGAUCCUAAAUUUAUUCACUAUGAACUGGCAACAGAUAUGGAACCUGAGCUGGAGUUAAAAAUACAUAAAAAAAAUGAUAAGCUAAAUAUUUCAGAAACUGAGAUUGAUGUUGUUCUAAAUUAUGGCAGUAUCAUGAAUAUAACUUUCACUGUCCUAAAUAUUACUACAACUGAAAGUCGUAGUACUAUUCACUGUAGAGGAAAACGGGAAAAGAAUGUAAAUAAUAGCAAGAUUGAUAUGUCCAAGGUGAAAGUUUGGGUGAAAGUAGGAAACCGUGAGCAUAUAGUUCCAAACGAAUCAUCCAACUAUUCAUUUCUGUUCAUUCUUUGUAUCAUCCCUGUUGUAAUUGGGGUUGCAGGCUUUGUUAUGCAAAGAAAAUCCAAGCAAUUAAACCGCAAACUGAGUGAACACCUGGAGCUUUUAGAAUGUGAACUUCGCAAAGAAAUACGUGAUGGAUUUGCUGAACUACAGAUGGAAAAAUUGGAUGUGGUUGAUAGUUUUGAAACGAUCCCCUUCCUUGACUAUACGCACUUUGUUCUUAGAACUUUUUUCCCAGAGUCUGACAACUUGACAUCUAUCUUUAUUGAAGACACUAAUCAACCUCUAAGGAGCAACCCACGUAGCAAGGAUGCAAAUACUCCAGACUUGUUUUCAUUAAUUUGUAAUGAGAAUUUUCUUGUUGUGCUGAUACACACUCUUGAAAAGCAGAAGACAUUCUCUGUGAAAGACAGGUGCCGGUUUGCAUCUUUUUUGGCAAUUGCCCUGCAAACAAAGCUAGUCUAUUUAACCCAUAUUCUAGAAGUUUUGAUGAGGGACUUGAUGGAACAGUCUAGCAAUAUACAACCCAAGCUUAUGUUAAGGCGUACGGAAUCAGUAGUGGAAAAGCUGUUGACAAAUUGGAUGUCUGUUUGCCUGUCAGCUUUUCUUCGGGAAACCGUUGGAGAAUCAUUCUAUUUGCUUGUAACAACACUCAAUCAAAGGAUAAUUAAGGGUCCUGUAGAUGUAAUAACAUGCAAGGCCUUGUACACACUAAAUGAAGACUGGUUAUUAUGGCAAGUAACUGACUUCAGCACAGUGGCAUUAAAUGUAGUCUUUGAAAACCCUCCUGAGAGUGAACAUGAAGACACCAUUCAGAAUAUACAGGUUAAUGUUCUGGAUUGUGACACCAUAGGACAGGCUAAAGAGAAGAUUCUGCACACCUUUCAAAACAAGAAUGGAUCUCUUUAUGGUCUCCAGCUCAACGAAAUGGGUCUUGCCCUUCAUUCAGAUACAGAAGCAAAAGAACUUCUAGACAUAGAUGCUUCCUCUGUAAUUCUGGAAAAUGGAAUUACCAAGUUGAACACCAUAGGCCAUUAUGAGAUUUUAGAUGGAGCCAUUAUUAAGGUCUUUCAAAGGACAAAUCUCUUACCAGAUAUGGAAUACUCUUCUGAAAACUAUUGCCAUCUGAUAUUACCAAAUUCUGAAGCUGCCAAAGAUGCACAUGGUGCAAAACAUAAAGGAAAACAAAAGUUUAAAGUUAAGGAGAUGUAUCUCACCAAACUCCUAUCUACCAAGAUUACAAUUCACUCAGUUGUGGAAAAGCUCUUUAGGAGCAUAUGGACUUUGCCCAACAAUAAAGCCCCAAUUGCUGUAAAAUAUUUUUUUGAUUUUUUGGAUGCUCAGGCUGAAAAUAAAAAAAUUACAGAUCCUGAUGUGGUUCAUAUAUGGAAAACUAACAGUCUUCCUCUUCGUUUCUGGGUGAACAUAUUGAAGAAUCCCCAGUUUGUCUUUGACAUUAAGAAAACUCCACAUAUUGAUGGUUGUUUAUCAGUCAUUGCUCAAGCAUUUAUGGAUGCCUUUUCUCUGUCAGAACAGCAACUAGGGAAGGAAGCACCAACAAAUAAACUUCUUUAUGCUAAGGAUAUCCCAUUGUAUAAAGAGGAGGUUAAAGCAUACUAUAAAGCAAUAAGGGAGUUGCCUUCACUGUCUGCUUCAGAUCUAGAAGAAUUUUUAACUCAGGAAUCAAAGAAACAUGAAAAUGAAUUUAAAGAAGCAGAGGCAUUGACUGAAAUUAACAAAUACAUAGUAAAAUACUCUGAUGAAAUACUGAAUAAAUUGGAGAAAAAGCAAGAACUGGAAGAAGCAUGGAAUCAGCUCCUGAAUAUAAGAGCUUUGGCUGAUGACAAGAAAAAAUGCCAAUGGAAAGUAGAAGAGGUGAAUGAUCCAUAAAUAUGAUCGAAGGAAUUUUGAAAACUGCUGCUUCAAUUCAAGAAGUAAAAUUAUUGGCCCUAUCCAUUUCUAGCCUAACUAGUUGCACACAGCAGCUAUUGAUUCCAGAUGGGAAAAUACAACCCAAGUUGUAGCAGAAGUUUAAUGUAUGACAUGGCCUAAAGAAGCACUUCAUUGCAGCUGUAGACACGCAUGCAGAUGCACAUCUGCACAGACAAUUUCUACUGCAAAUGGAGCUGCCUUGUAGAGUGAAAAAACUGGCAGUGUUUUAAGACAUUAUGUAUGACUUUUAUCAUGGCAAGUAUUGUUUAUAUAUGUAGGGUUUUUAAAAACUAUGUCCUAGAGCUACAAACCUUCCGUAAAUUAGUCUCUUUCCAUUUUAUUUACCAAGUGGUGCUUUCUAGGGCAGCUUGCCUAAAUAGUCUGUAUUCUCUCUGAGCUAUGACUGUUCAAUGUUGGCCUUAAAGUUCUUCUCAGUUAUUUCUACAUAAGCACAAAUACAUGUUCCUCUUGCACAUGGCCUGUACCUUAAAGGUCAAUGAGCCAGUGCGAGCAAGGUCCAAGAUGACUUCAUCUGGCUGGACAGUGUAGUGCAUUUAGGCAGGGGUGACAGAAAGGAGGAAGGAAGAAGUACCAUAUAUUCCUAUGAGAAGGUUUUUCUAUAUCCCCUUAUGCAGAAAGAGUCCUUCUUAACUCUACUUUCCAACCAAUAAUGGCCACUUGUGAUGAAAACUCAGGUGAGAUAAGGGUUGAAUAGUACCAUACAGAGAUCAUAAGUAUAAUGUAGAAAUGUGUAAUAUUUCCAUCCACUUCUUUCCUGGCCUGUCACCUUGAGAUCCGUACUGGUCAGGUUCUCUGCCUUCCUUUCAGUAGGCUAUGAAAGAAUGCAGGUCAAGGCACCCAUAACAUUCACUGCUGCAUACUGACCAGAGUAGGCAUUAGAGGAGCCACUGGAAUAACUCUCUUCCAUGACACCUGUAAUAUCAGGAAAGGCAAAAAAAGGGGCUUAUUUGCCUUUUACCUGCUGGAGUGUGCAAAAAUGUCAUCAAACUAAUAAUAGUCAAAAAUAGCCAUUUCAGUUAAAAAUUAGCUUUUUCUGACUCAGUUUGGUGAAGAGUUCCUUAUUAACCUUAUAUAAACUACUGUGAGUACACAUAGUAUUGUACAAUGAUUGGCUGAUUUUAUAUUUACAGAGUAUUACAUCAUUCAAAGAAACUAAAUAAUGGUGUAUUACAGGGAUGGACACCAUGUAGCACACUAAAUGAAGCUGCAUAAAACAAAUUGAGCAUACUUUAAAAUGUUUAUAAGGUAAAUAGCUCCCAUGCGUACAAUACAUAUUAGCUGCACUAUAAAUAGAACACCUGCCCUGUAAAAUUUAAACAACUCUAUAAGAAAUGUAAAUGCAAAUGGUAAAUACAUUCAAUAUUUAUGUAAGAUGUUAUAUUUCAAAUAAAAAUAUUUGAGAUUUA
Sphaerodactylus townsendi is the source of this 5455-nucleotide messenger RNA. RefSeq names its product plexin C1 (gene PLXNC1). The record is from RefSeq and is a predicted model, not a curated record. The transcript has 31 exons. Gene Ontology annotation, molecular function: protein binding; semaphorin receptor activity. Bases 129 to 3986 code for a protein of 1285 amino acids. Gene Ontology annotation, biological process: regulation of GTPase activity; regulation of cell shape; negative regulation of cell adhesion. Gene Ontology annotation, cellular component: semaphorin receptor complex. NCBI's taxonomy places the organism in Eukaryota, Metazoa, Chordata, Lepidosauria, Squamata, Sphaerodactylidae.